This is a messenger RNA of Electrophorus electricus (electric eel), 3682 nucleotides long. It is a transcript of the gene olfm2b, whose product is annotated as olfactomedin 2b. Gene Ontology annotation, biological process: signal transduction. Lineage: Eukaryota; Metazoa; Chordata; Actinopteri; Gymnotiformes; Gymnotidae. The record is from RefSeq and is a predicted model, not a curated record.
UCCUGCCUCACUCUCUCUAUCCUGCCUCACUCUCUCUCUCUCUCCUGCCUCACUCUCUCUCUCUCCUGCCUCAUCUGAUCAUAUGCAUAUUGACUUGCUUUUUUUUGUUCUCAUCCCUCUCUUUGCUUGGUUCUCUCACAACUUUUAAUCUUUCUAUUUCGUCAGUGUCCUUUUCUUUCUGUCUCUCUAUUUCACCCCCUGUCCUUCCUUUUCCUUCUCUCUCUCUCUCUCUCUUUUCUUCUUCUUCUUCUUCUUCUUCUACAUAAACUCUCUCCAGGACUCUUACCUCAGGUCAGAGGGGAUAAGUUGUUUCUACACUGUUGCUGCAGUGCUUUGGAUCCGAAGAAGCCUGGGUUAACACAGCAAACACGUUCCUGAGAAGAGUUCAAGCACUUUGGAAGGAACUUGGUGCUAUCUUGAGCAUUGUUUUGAACAUUUUUCUUUUGCUGAAUGACUGGAAAUAUACUUUUUUUGUAAACUUUUUUUUUGGGGGGGGGGGAGUGGAUAAAAGGUGUAGCUUGAUAAGAUGUUUUAAUUAGCAUCGGCAGGAAGUGCUUUAUCGUGUUUUAUGUUCGUGACCAUACUGGUCCCCUGAGACCAAUGCGCGGAUGUUAUUAAAGCUUCCUCUAUAAAGACUUCAUGCUAGAUAUGCACCAACACUAGUGCCAGAGUUUCUUCUUCAAUGCAAAAGUGUUGAGAGGACAUUUCGUGUCAUUAUUUCGGUGUUCCAGGACUGGUAAUGUUGUUCGUUAAUAUUUUACCCAUAUCGCAAGAGGAUUAUACGGUUGUUCUACACUGUCUCAGGAAUUUUUCUGGGGUUUUUUUUGUCUUACUGAUGUCAUACUAGCUUUUCUGGCUGCCAUUUAUAUACAUUUUUUCGUGAUUUCGACUUUGUCUCAUUUUUUCUUCAGCAUUGCUGGUGCAUUUAUAUUGCAGUAUUUUUCCACGCUAUUCCUGCCCUGUUCCUCAGCUGUUCCUCAGCUCUUCCUGAGCACUUCCUGCACUGUUCCUGAGCUGUUUGUACAUUGUUCCAUUAAUUUGCGAUGAGUGUGCCCAUCCUGAAGAUCGGCAUGGUUCUGAGUACCAUGGCCAUGGUGACUAACUGGAUGUCUCAGACUCUCCCGUCACUGGUGGGACUUAACCAGACCCUGGCACGCCCUGGCACCUCAGAGAGGAUCAUAAGCGCGGUGUACCCUGGACAGGAAGAAGGCUGGCAGGUCUUUGGCUCUGUGUCAGACGUGGAGGGAAAGUGUGUGUGUACUCUCCUUGCCCCCCCACAGAACCUCUGUAAAAAAGAUCCACGACACAAACGCCUUCGCCAGCUAACAGAGCAUGUGCAGAAUGUGUCUCAGUAUUUGGAGGUGCUAGAUUUGCGAACAUCUCGAGAUUUGCAGUAUAUCAGAGAUUCUGAGAAGCAACUCAUCUCUGUGGAAAUAAGAGUGAGAUCAGCCCACAGUAUCCUUCACAGUAUCACUACUGAAGGCCUACAGGAGUUGAAGCAGAGUGUGUUAAAGUGUCUCCCCCUGCUGGCUGUGCUGAGCCAGUUCCGGGCAGAUGUAGCACAGUUGGAGCACCUCCAGCAGGAGGUGGAGAGGCUCCGUUCUGGCCUCUCCCUCCUUCAAGAGCAGAUGGAGGCCUAUGACUACUACCAGCUACAGCACCGGGCCCUGCUCCUGGAGGACAGACUGCAGACCUGCGUCAACACAGUUGGUGGGGGAGUGUGUGUGUGUGUAGGUUGCGGUAAGCUCACAGGUAUCAGUCACCCAGUCACCAUUAGGUCUUUUGGUUCACGAUUUGGCUCUUGGAUGAUGGACAGCAUGAUUCUCAGCUCUGAUAACAGGGUGUGGUCAAUGGAUGGUUAUUACCGAGGCAGGCGUGUGUUGGAAUACAGUUCACUGAGUGACUUCACCAAAGGCCAGAACUUUGUGGUGCACCAGCUCCCUCAUCCAUGGGCAGGUACUGGUCAUGUUGUAUAUAAUGGCUCUCUUUACUACAAUAAACACCAAACAAACAUCAUUGUCCAGUAUAACCUGCACUCACGGACAGUGACCCUGCAGCGUAACCUGGGCCAGGCCGGCUACAACAACACCUUUCCUUACUCCUGGGGUGGCUCCUCCGAUAUCGACCUCAUGGCUGACGAAAGCGGCUUAUGGGCAGUCUAUACCACCAUCCCAAAUGGGGGGAACCUCGUGGUGAGCCGGCUGGACCCCACUACUCUGGAAGUUCUAAAGUCCUGGGACACAGGCUUCCCCAAGCGCAGCGCUGGAGAGGCCUUCCUGAUCUGUGGGACUCUUUAUGUCACCAACUCCCACCUGGCUGGUGCAAAGGUUCAUUUUGCCUACAACACAAACACGUCUGAGUAUGAGUACACAGACGUCCCAUUCCAUAACCUGUAUUCCCACAUAUCCAUGCUGGACUAUAAUCCCAGAGAGAGGGUGCUGUAUACCUGGAAUAAUGGGCACCAGGUGCUCUACAAUGUCACACUUUUCCACAUCAUCAAAAGUUUUGCUGACACCUAAAGCUGACAACAGCAGAAAAAAGAAAGAAAACAGAAUGAGAGACAGAAUGUAUGUGCAGGAGGAUAGGGAGACUGAAGGAGUGAAAGAGAAAUAGAGAGAGAAAGAAAGGAUGACAAACUUUUACAAAUAACAUAACAGGAAAACAAUAGCCACAUUUCCAGUGUUGGACCCAGAGUGGACUCGAUCUUUGAUAAAAUGUUAAAAAAAUAAAUAAAUAAAAUCAUUAGGUUACAAUUUUCAAAGAAAACCAACUGCACUUUUUUAAUCUUGGUUUGAUAUGUCCAAAAUUCAUCCAUGAGAUGUAGAAGGUACUCAUAGUGUACAGUACAGAGAUAAAUCACUAUGCAUUAUAACCUUUGGGCUGAUGACAAGUAACACAACAACCUGGUAACACAGCGUCCUGCUCAGACGUGCAGGCAGAGGUCUGGUUCCAACAACAGAAAAGUGGUUGUUGUGCCCGCAAAAGCCUGAAUGGUGCAUCCAUACUGGUCUCUACUGCAAUAUGUGUUAAAUCAGUGUCUGUUUUGACUGUGUAAAACAUCUGUCAGAUUGUUUUGUUUGCCUGGUAGUGGUUUGAUUUUCAGUCUGCAUGAAAUUUAUUUUUUCUAUAAACACAUAGGAAUAAUUAAAGGUGAAAAGGUCUUAACCAAAGAAUUGUUGUCUGUUGUCUAAUGAGGAUAUGUCUAUAUGUAUGUGUCUAUAUGCCUAUAUAGACACACCCGUUCUAUGGAAACAUUCUACCCCAACACAAAAUAUAGUAAUGAACACACACACAUUACUAGAACCAAUUAAUUUAUUUAUUAGAAACUAUUAUUAUUUACUAUUAUAUAUUCCACCAGUACGGAUAUUUAAGAUGUAAGUGUUUCAGCUCAUAUGCUGACACAACCUUUGUAACCAUGCCAGUACCAUGCGAGUGUGACUGCUGUGUGAAGGUCAGCCACCCAAAUAAUGUCCGGUCAGCAGAAUGGUCCUGUGGUCAGACACUGAGCAGUAAUGAACAGCGUUAGAGGAGGGAACAGAUGGACCAGUUUCUAUUUAUACACUUCUAAAUUGUAACUAUAACACCAGUGUAUAUCUUAAAGUGGACUAAAAGUUAUUGUGCAUGGUAGGUGUUUCUAAUAAUAUGAAUGUAUUUUUGAGCAGAAUAAAGGUUUUCUGUUUGA